Schistocerca gregaria is the source of this 611-nucleotide messenger RNA. RefSeq lists its product as uncharacterized. The record is from RefSeq and is a predicted model, not a curated record. NCBI's taxonomy places the organism in Eukaryota, Metazoa, Arthropoda, Insecta, Orthoptera, Acrididae. Bases 35 to 379 code for a protein of 114 amino acids. The transcript has 2 exons.
UGAACCAACUAGCCAGCAAUUACCACAUAAUCUUAUGGCUUAUAUCAGAUGCCAGUGCUCAGAUUUCCUUGUGCCUUUUUUCCCUUUGCCAUAUGCAAAUGACUCAUUUCAUCUAGAAGCUUUAAAUGGAGAAAAUUUUCAGGAAGAUAUCCCUGCUAUAACAUACAGAAUCAUAGAUUUCAUCAAACUACAAGCUGGAUUGCAAGAAACUUCAGGCAUUCGAAGAAAGAAGCAGAGGAAACACCGUUCCAUACCUUCGAAACAAGCAUCAGAGGGCAGCACAGCGACAUUGUUGAUACUGCUCUCUGAGCUGUUCAAUGAAGUUGAAGAAGAAUAUUCCACAAAGGACUGUCCAUGUAAAAGAAAAAGAUUAGUAUGAUAAAGAAAACCUCAGACAAGUAGUCUUUCUUGAUUUUUUCCACUUGUGGUUUAUUAACAAAUUAAAAGAACAACAACAGAAAUUAAAAUUGUGCAUGUUUUAACUUUUCUGUACAUCAAACACAGCAAUAUUUUGCCCAGAAGAAGUUCUGUUGGGUGAACUGAAACUGAAGUUUUUACUAAAAACUGUCUUUGUAACUGACUUAACUAAUAUUUUAAGUAACAUAUGGAGU